Molecule: messenger RNA, 1636 nt
Organism: Olea europaea var. sylvestris
Lineage: Eukaryota; Viridiplantae; Streptophyta; Magnoliopsida; Lamiales; Oleaceae
Product: glucan endo-1,3-beta-glucosidase 11-like
Exons: 3
Coding region: 244-1431 (395 amino acids)
Biological process (GO): carbohydrate metabolic process
Cellular component (GO): plasma membrane
Molecular function (GO): hydrolase activity, hydrolyzing O-glycosyl compounds
Source: RefSeq, a predicted model, not a curated record
AAAAAAGAAAGAAUAGUACCCGAAAAAGGCCGCCAAAACCCACCGCCGGCGAUCACCAUCGCCGCUGCCAUCCUCCACUAAUCUUUACAUACAUCCAAAAAACCAUUGUCUCUAAAACCCAUAAAAGUAUCUGUCUUAGAGGAAGCUUUACAAGUUGCUGGUGGCAUGGUUGUGAAGAAGUACUGCAGUAAUUAUAUUUGAACAAUUGGAGACAACGCAACGUCGUAUUGAGUGCCGGAAGUGAUGAGGAUUUUCCAAUUUUGGUUCAUUUUUUUGUUGUUUGUCUUCUUCUUCUGUCCCAAUGCACAAAGAAUGGCAAGAGCAUUCACUGGGACUUAUGGAAUCAAUUAUGGUAGAAUUGCAGAUAACAUCCCUUCACCAGAUGAAGUUGUGACAUUGCUUAGGGCCGCAAAAAUAAAGAAUGUUAGAAUUUACAAUGCAGAACAGAGUGUUCUUAAGGCCUUUAAAGGGACUGGGCUUGAGUUGGUGGUUGGACUUCCAAACGAAUUUGUGAAAGAGAUGAGCGCAAAUGCAGAUCAUGCUCUGACUUGGGUGAAAGAUAAUGUUAUGGCAUUUCUCCCAGAUACAAACAUCGUUGGGAUUGCUGUGGGGAAUGAAGUUUUAGGAGGAAGUGAUUAUGACCUCGCGGUAGCUUUAUUGGGUGCCGUAAAAAAUAUUCACAAUGCCACAAAAAAGCUUGGGAUAGAUGAUUCAGUUCAGAUUACGACUGCACAUUCUCAGGCUGUUUUUGCAAAUUCAUUUCCUCCCUCUUCGUGUAUUUUCAAAGAUGGUGUUGCUCAACUGAUGAAGCCUCUUUUGGAGUUCUUCUCUCAAAUUGGGUCCCCUUUCUGUCUAAAUGCUUAUCCCUUCCUGGCUUACACAUAUAACCCAGACAAAAUUGACAUAAAUUAUGCUCUCUUUCAGAAAAAUGAGGGAAUAGACGAUGAGAAAACUGAUCUUCAUUAUGAUAAUCUGCUCGAUGCUCAGAUUGAUGCAGCUUAUGUUGCUUUGGAGAAUGCUGGAUUUAAAAAUAUGGAAGUUAUUAUUACGGAGACAGGUUGGGCUUCUCAUGGGGACCAGAACGAACCUGCUGCUACACCAAAAAAUGCAGGGAUGUAUAAUUAUAAUUUGCGUAAAAGGCUAGCCCAGAGGAAAGGUACUCCACUGAGGCCAAAGAGGAAGUUGAAAGCCUAUAUAUUUGCAUUGUUCAAUGAGAAUUCGAAACCUGGUGCACUUUCUGAGAAAAACUAUGGACUGUUUAAAGCCGAUGGGAGUAUCUCCUAUGACAUUGGGUUUCAAGGACUUAAAUCUUCAUCAGCUUCGUCUUCUUUUUUGUCCUUCAAGGAAUUUCGAGCUCAAAUGUUGCUUGGAUCCCAUUUAUCGGUAUUCGCAGUUUCAGCUUCAGUCUUACUUUUGCUUUUAAGAUUAUGACUUCAAAUGCUCUGCUAUAUUCAAUAAGGACCCUUGCAGUGAUAGGUAGGAUACCAUCCAAAUUGCACUUUCAGUGCUUAGGAAAAUACAUUGUCAUUUCAGUGUACUCUUAUCAUUAUAAGUUGCUGAUUAUUUUUACUUAUCUCAGCAAUGUGUAUCUAUUUAUCUGAAAUAAAUCUUUUGCUGGUUUAUGUGUUCUUUGUUU